Vidua chalybeata is the source of this 688-nucleotide messenger RNA. RefSeq names its product regulating synaptic membrane exocytosis protein 1-like. The record is from RefSeq and is a predicted model, not a curated record. NCBI's taxonomy places the organism in Eukaryota, Metazoa, Chordata, Aves, Passeriformes, Viduidae. The transcript is spliced from 3 exons. Gene Ontology annotation, molecular function: transmembrane transporter binding; small GTPase binding. Gene Ontology annotation, biological process: intracellular protein transport; calcium ion-regulated exocytosis of neurotransmitter; positive regulation of synaptic transmission. Bases 249 to 674 code for a protein of 141 amino acids. Gene Ontology annotation, cellular component: cytoskeleton of presynaptic active zone; presynaptic membrane.
GCUGCGGGCGGCGGCGCGGCAGCCCCUGAGCUCCCCGAAGCCGCGGAAACAAAGGGAGCGAGCAGCGGCAGCACCGGGCCGGGGUGGAUGCAAGCAACCAUGAAAGGCUGGGUCUCCGCCUCCUCCGCUGCUGCCAGAGAGCUGCCGGCUGCCGCUGCUCGGAGGACUACCCUGUGAAGGGGGCGGAGGAGAGGCUGGCUGGGUUCGCCGUGCAAAGGUAGAAGGUGUAAGGGAGAGGCGGAAAGAAAAUGUCUUCUUCGGUGGGGCCCCGCGGCCCUCGCCCGCCCACGGUGCCUCCCCCGAUGCAGGAGCUGCCCGACCUGAGCCACCUGACAGAGGAGGAGAGGAACAUCAUCAUGGCAGUGAUGGACCGGCAGAAAGAGGAGGAAGAAAAAGAAGAGGCCAUGCUCAAGAGGUUGCAUCAACAAUUUGAAAGCUAUAAAGAGCAAGUAAGAAAGAUAGGGGAAGAAGCCCGCCGUUACCAGGGAGAGCACAAGGAUGAUGCUCCAACAUGUGGAAUCUGUCAUAAAACAAAGUUUGCAGAUGGUUGUGGCCAUUUAUGCUCUUAUUGCCGGACCAAGUUCUGUGCUCGAUGUGGAGGUCGUGUCUCUCUGCGAUCAAACAAUGAGGACAAAGUGGUUAGAAUCCAUGCUUUUUAUAAUUUAUUGUUAUAAUGUUGUUAGUUAAC